Molecule: messenger RNA, 1459 nt
Organism: Leptomonas pyrrhocoris
Lineage: Eukaryota; Euglenozoa; Kinetoplastea; Trypanosomatida; Trypanosomatidae
Exons: 1
Coding region: 38-1459 (473 amino acids)
Biological process (GO): protein refolding
Cellular component (GO): cytoplasm; cytosol
Molecular function (GO): Hsp70 protein binding
Source: RefSeq, a predicted model, not a curated record
AGGAAACGAAAAAGCAAAAGAAGUAGGCGAGAUCGCAAUGGUGAAAGAAACAGGCCUCUACGACGAGCUCGGCAUCGCGCCGGAUGCCACCGAGCAGCAGAUCCGCACCGCCUACCGCAGCAUGGCACUCAAGUUCCACCCCGAUAAGAACAACGGCGACGCGGCGGCCGCGGAGAAGUUCAAGAAGGUCGCAGAGGCCUACGAGGUAUUAAGCGAUGCAGAGCGGAGAAAGCAGUACGACGCUUUUGGCCGCAGCGGGCCGGGUGGCGGUGGCGGCUUUCCGGGUGGCGGCUUCCCCGGCGGUUUUACAGGCGGCUUUGGCCCUCAGAUGGACCCGAUGGAUAUUUUCUCUCAUUUCUUCGGCUUUGGUGGUGGCCCGCAGCAGCAGCGUCAGCAGCGUCCACAAAAACCGCCGUUUGUCUUGGUGGAGCUGCAGUGUUCGCUAGAAGAGCUCUACUGUGGGACGACGAAGAUUGUGCAAGUAGCACGACGACGCACGUGCGCCACGUGCCACGGUCACGGCACCGCGAAUGGUCAGCCUGUGCCGGUGUGUCCCCAGUGCAAAGGUAAUAAGACGAUGAAUCGCAUGGUCGGCUUUGGCAGUAUCAUGACCUUUCAGCAGGUCCGCUGCGAGUAUUGCCAAGGCUGCGGUGAGAUGGCGGUGGCGGCGGCGUGUCCGAGGUGCGGGCCGGUGUUCGCGGCCCACGCCCGGGCCCAGGCGCUGGGCAGCGCAAAGGAGCCCCUGCCGCGCGGCACGGUGCUGGAGCAUAAGAAGAUAAAGGUGGCCAUCGCUCCCGGCACGGAGGACAGCGACGCGAUAAGCUUUACGGAGCAGGGCGAUGAACUGCCCGGCUUUGACGCGGUGGGGGAUAUCCUUGUCGUGCUGGAGCAGCUCCCGCACCCCUGCUAUCGCCGGCUGAAUAACACCGACCUUUUCCUGUCGAACUGCCGGGUCCCGCUGUGGCGCCUCUUCCAGGACUCCUUCGCGAUUCCCAUUGAGUUGCUGGACGGCCGAGUGGUGCGGCUGGCGCCGCCGCUGCGAGAGGGCGGCGUGCCGCGCUUUGUGUUUGACGCACAGCACGUCUUUGUGGUGGAGAACGAAGGGAUGCCAGUGAAGCUGCCACGCGAUGGCCCCGCUGCCGCCGCCGCCGCGUCUAGCGCGGACACGAAUCGUAGCAGCACCGCCGACCUCAAGAAAGGGAAGCUGUACGUCUGUGUCGAUAUCGUCUUCCCGGCUGCGCUCACGCCGUCGCAGGUGGAGACGGUCGCGGCGGCGCUUGGGGCCGGCGAUGUGCAGGCGGAGCGCCCGCCGCCAAAGGAGAAGGUGUUGUCUCUGCAGCCACACUACGGUCCUGCACCGAGUUGGCACAAGGUGGACGCGCAAGGGAACGCGAACUACACGGCCGGCAGCGGCGGUGACGCCGCAGCGAAGAAGAAGAAGAAGGCCGCAGCGAAGUGA